This is a messenger RNA of Penicillium longicatenatum, 531 nucleotides long. RefSeq lists its product as uncharacterized. Bases 1 to 531 code for a protein of 176 amino acids. The record is from RefSeq and is a predicted model, not a curated record. The transcript has a single exon. Lineage: Eukaryota; Fungi; Ascomycota; Eurotiomycetes; Eurotiales; Aspergillaceae.
AUGCUGCUGUCACGAACUGCCUAUCGCGCUGCCCUUCUUCACCUAACUGUCAAUCCACUUGUUGCCCGCGCGGCAAUCCCCAGCACCGGCGCUCUGAAGACCACGCACCUCUCAACCUCGAGCUCAAGACUAUACAACGUCCUCUUUCCCCAGUGCUCGCCUCUCGCCACCUUUGAACAAAGUCGCCAAGCACACACAAUGUCAUCAAACUCGGAAACCCCAAAGCAGGACUCUGUUCAGUCCCAGUCGGAAGAGAAUGUCUCCCCACCCUCGGAACAGCUCUACCUCCCCUCCAUCGAAUCCGGCGACCAACCACAACGUCUCGACCUUAGUGCCGAAGGCGGUUCCACAGUGAGCUUGGAUCACUUGGGACCGAUGGUCGUCAAUGUGGAUGGAACGCUCGCGCGCAUUGGAAACUGGGAGCAGAUGACGGAGAUCGAGCGCAAGAACACACUACGGAUUUUGGGCAAGCGGAAUAAGCAGCGUCUGGCUGCACUGAAGGCCGCGGAGGCUGAGAAAGAGCAGAAGUGA